CACUAGGAAGCACCAAAAACGCAAGCGGCGCUCUGCUGUGAGUACUGGUCGCGCGCGCAGGAUAAGUGCUCGCCUGGGACCAAUACUAACGCACGCGAGCGUUGGCUGCAGUCCUGCGCCCCAUCGCGCCCUCCUGGCUGCUCUGCUGCGAGCAGCUCAGAGCGCUACGCCGUCGACGCGAUGUCCGACUUCGACGAGCGCGACGCGAGUGAUGACGAGCCCGAGCUUAAUGAGGAAGAAGUACUAGAGCAGCUGCAAGAAUUACACAGACAACUAGCAGAGAGACAAAAAGACGAGGUCGACGCGACGCCCAGUCUCUUGGAACCGCCCAAGAAACUCAUCAUUUGUGCUACAAGACGCCCUGUACGAUUAGAAAAGCCCUUCGGCGAGGCUUCAUUUAAAUACGAGACCUCUCGCUCUGGAUUGACGUCCGCGGUAAAUGCAUUACAAAAUGAUGGAGUGGAAUGUAGAUGGGUCGCCUGGCCGGGCUGCGCCGUGGAAAAGACGAGUCAGGAGGGCGUGAGGCAAAGGCUCGAAGAUGACUUCAAUUGCCGGCCCGUGUUUCUGGAACGAGACCUGGUGGAGGCCUUCUACGCGCGUUUUUGCCAUGGGGUCCUGUGGCCCCUAUUUCAUUCUCUACCGACAGAUGUCACUGGUAGAACUGAUCUCUAUGAGGCUUUUGUGCAGGCCAAUCAGAAAUAUUUGGAAGCGGUCGCGCUCGAGUACCAGGAGGGCGACGUGGUCCUAGUCCACGACUACGAAUUGAUGCUGCUGCCGGCGAUGAUUCGCGGGCGGUUCCCGGACGCGCCGGUCGGGUUCUUCUGCCACUGCCCGUGCGGUCCAGCGUCCCGGCUUUCCGUGUUCGCGUCGAUGGCGUCGAGGGGAGCCUCCCGUCGCGCCGUCAGCGCGUCGCUGCCGCGCGAAGAGAGACACGGCGUCGGCGCCGUCGCCGCGACGCGCGAGAGACGUGCGAGCGGCGCGCCUCGAUGCGUCGCGGCGAUGGCGUCACCGUGCGCAGGUUCCCCUCCUCAGAAUACUACCGCAUGCUGCCCGCGCGCGAACAGCUCUUGCGGGGUGCGUUGGGAGCUGAUCUGAUCAGUUUCAACCACUUCGACUACGUGCGGCACUUCCUCAACGCGUGCAUGCGCGUCCUUGGGUUGGAGUCCGCCCCGUCGCGGCUAGAAUACCUCGGGCGACUCGUCUCGGUGUCGAUCUGCCCCGCGGGCAUCGAUCCGAGACGCUUUGUUGUGGAGGAGUCAAUCAAGGACAAGGUAAAAAAACUGAAAGUGACGGGCCGACGAGUGGUGUUAUCGUUGGACGCCCUCGACGCCUCAAAAGGCAUCCCCCAGCGGUUACUAGCGUUAGAAGCUCUACUAGACAGAAAGCCCGAAUGGAGAGGAAGAGCGGUAUUAGUAUUAUGCUGUAGAGAUCGCGGGCGACGCGUCGACGCACCUCUCAGACGAGCCGUAGAUGCAUUGGUAGGUCACGUGAACGGGAGGUUCGGCCGGGCCGAUUACGUGCCCGUGCAUUAUGUCAAGAGACGACUCGGUGAAGAUGAAGUGAAGGCGCUGUAUGUGGCUGCCGAUGUGGCGCUCAUAGCCUCGGUGAGGGAAGGUGUUAAUUUAUGGGCCAUGGAGUACGUCGCGUGCCAAGCGGCGCGGCGGGACGACUCGCCGCCCGGCGUGCUCGUCUACUCCGAGUUCGCCGGGUGUGCUUCCUCCUUUAGUGGCGGUGCGCUCAUCGUGAACCCUUAUGAUGCGGAAGGUUAGGUGUUGUGUGGAAAUCAAAGGUCGGGCGUCGCACGCCAUCGACGCGACUCACUGGUUGACUUCCACACAGGCGUCGCCGACGCGCUCCACAACGCCCUGGCCAUGAAAGUGACGGAGCGACGACUGCGGCACCACGCCCUCGGGAGAUACGUGAACACGUAUACUGCCUCGUUGUGGGGGCGUCGAUUAGUGAGGGAAUUGCGGUUGGCUCGCGAGCGCACCGCGGCGCACGCAACUUUGUUGCCACUGGACGUCGCGCAAUUACGGUCCUUCUACGAGCGGUCUCGACGACGACUUUUAGUGCUAGAGUACGACGGGGCCCUGGCGCCUCAUGCUUCACUACCGAGACUCGCGCAGCCCUCACCCACACUCGUAUCCGCGCUUCGAGCUCUAUGUGCCGACUCUAGAAACACGGUCUACGUGUUAAGUGGGAGGAGACGCGACGAUUUAGAUGAAUGGUUAUCUCGUGAUCAACUACCACGAUUGGGACUAGUAGCAGAAGCUGGCUAUUGGGUCCGACGGGCACCGAGUCCCCUCGCGCAGAAAGAUUCCGGCACGUCCCUAGCCACGUCUCUGUUAGGCCACCCGUCCGACACGUCGCUCGAAGUCGAGUCGCCGGAGAAAGACGACGAGGACGAGGUGAGUUCGGAUUGGGAGCCGCCUCGUAGAGCGGUCGACUUGACGUGGCGCGACGAAGUGGCGCCCAUCUUGGAAUCAUUUACGAGACGGACGCCCGGAAGCGCCUUGGAGACGACGGACGCGCGGUUGUGCUGGUACUUCCGCGACGCGGACCCGGACUUCGGCAUACAACAAGCUAAAAAUUUACAGCUGCACUUGGAGGUCGUCGUCGAGCACCGACCGGUGAGAGUUGUGAUGUCUUCAUUAAAGAAGUCCGUGGUGGUCCAGCCCGCCCGGGUGAGUCCGGGCCGGGCCCUGCGCGGCGCGAUUCCUUCCUUUGAUUCGUAUGACCUCAUUUUAGCUGUUGGCGACGAAGUCUACUCCGAGGAAGAUGUCUUUGAGCUGUUUGAGGGCUCUCCACAUAGCUUCUCCGUCACGGUCGGGAGACGGCUCUCUCGAGCUUCGUUUUUUCUGGACGAGGAGGAGGUCCUGCCGACGCUCCAAACGCUGGCUGCCGUGACCAAUGAAGCGGUAGGAACACCAUUAUCCUCAGCUCAGACGCUGCCGCGGACGUCUUCUUUGGAUUUAGGUGCUUCUCGCAUGAUGCCGGAGUCACCAACACCUAUGACGGCUUCUUUUAGACCGGUCGACUUCCCGUCCUUCGAGGAGGUGUCCGCGGCUGAAGAGAAGGUCGUCGACGCCGCGGCGGCGCUCGUCGAGGACCAGUCGCUUAAUUCGUAGUUUCUUGUUUA
Messenger RNA from Pelagomonas calceolata, 3139 nucleotides. The record is from the annotation of a GenBank genome assembly. Lineage: Eukaryota; Pelagophyceae; Pelagomonadales; Pelagomonadaceae.